Messenger RNA from Harpia harpyja (harpy eagle), 2425 nucleotides. RefSeq names its product TPD52 like 1 (gene TPD52L1). Gene Ontology annotation, biological process: positive regulation of apoptotic signaling pathway; positive regulation of MAP kinase activity. NCBI's taxonomy places the organism in Eukaryota, Metazoa, Chordata, Aves, Accipitriformes, Accipitridae. The coding region runs from base 191 to 736 and encodes 181 amino acids. The transcript is spliced from 8 exons. The record is from RefSeq and is a predicted model, not a curated record. Gene Ontology annotation, cellular component: cytoplasm.
GAUUUCCUAUGGUUUUGUGUCUUGUGGUUGGCUCACUUCCUUGAAUCAAGUUAAUACUGUAGUUCCUCCUGAGGCUGUGCUGAACAACUCCUGGGUAAGGUGCUAUAGGAACCUCACAAAAGGCCUGUUGGAAACCCAGUCUUUGCACGAAGCAGAUGAAGAUGUGGUCACUGAUGUUGAUUUCAGCAAUAUGAUUUCUGAAGAAGAAAAAGAAGAGUUAAAGAUUGAACUAGCCAAGCUAGAGGAUGAAAUUUCAACUUUGCGGCAAGUGCUAGCAGCCAAAGAAAAGCACCUGGUUGAAAUUAAACAAAAGCUUGGCAUAAGUUUGAUGAAUGAACUGAAGCAGAACUUUAGCAAAAGCUGGCAUGACAUGCAGACAACUUCUGCUUACAAGAAAACACAUGAGACCCUGAGCCAUGCAGGACAAAAAGCAACAGCAGCUAUCAGCAAUGUAGGAACUGCUAUCAGCAAGAAGUUUGGAGAUAUGAGAUCGCAUUCAAUUGGUUACUCUAUUCGCCAUUCCAUAAGCAUGCCUGCGAUGAGGAAUUCUCCAACAUUCAAAUCGUUUGAGGAGAAGGUUGAGACCACUGUCACAAGCCUUAAGACCAAGGUUGGUGGGACAAGCCACACCGGGGGCAGUUUUGAAGAAGUUCUCAGCUCUACAGCCCAUGCCAGCGCUCAGAGCUCUCUUGCUGGCACCCGCCUCCCUGAGAGUGAAGAAGAGCUGCAGUGUUAGACCGCAGGCCUUCCCGAGCCUCACACACCUCUCCUCAGAGACUUGCCCAGCCAGGGAUUUUUAGACCUGCCUCGCCACCCAACUUGUGCAACAAGGUUUUGUCAGCUUUGGAAAAUUGCCUCCCUGGCCUUGUGCUGGAGAAACGUGUCCUCUGUGUGUGUUGGAUGGGCCGUUUUAUCAUCAGGUACUUUGUACAUCAUAGAAACCCCUUAUAUGACUUAUAAUGCUCUAAAUUCUAUGUUAAGUGACCAAAACAGUUUUCAUUUUCACGUACCUUCCCUCCAACAAUCUCCAAGUCUCUGUUUCUUAUUUCUUUUAGUUUACUGUUUUCUAUCAUCUGUUGGGUUUCCAACUCCCCUCUCAGUGCCACAGCAGACAGAUGGACCUAGAGCUGUGCAAAGAUUGCUACUGCCAGCAAUAGUCCAUAUACCAGCUGUCUACCAGCCAUACCAGGUGCCCUUUGCUCAGGAGUGUCUGUACACGAUCUAUUUCCUAGCGGAAUUAAAAUCACUUAUUGUCACAAAAAGGUUUUUCUCCUUCGCUGGUACAGUCUGGCAUUGCCCUCUGCCCAUUAGUCAGCAGUUAAGGAGGACAGGAAGAGACACCCAGUUAUUCAUAUAGAAACUGAACUGAUCACAACUGCUGAUUUAAGAUGAUCAUUGUAGCUGGAAAAGCUUCAGUUUAAAAAUAUGUUCCAUUGCUUGCUCUCUGUGGUUUGGUAAGACUUGAUGGUAGAAGUUAAUUACAAAAGGAAGUGGAGCGGAGGGAAGCUCUAAUAUUUUUGCCUCCGUAUUUUCCCCUCAAAAAAAAGAGAAGGUAUAUUUAAUGAGCUUCAGGCAUGAUACAGCCUUAAGUGAAAGAAUACAAACCCAACAAUUGGCUCCAGAUGUGCCACAGGUCAGAGAGCCCAUGCCUUCAGUCUGCAUUUCAGAGCUGCUCGCAUAAACCCUGUUAUGUUACAAUACACAGGAUGAGUAGGUACUUCACUUCUGUCAAAUUUUGUUGUGCUUCACUCCAGGACAUAAUUCCCCCAACCACAUUAUAUCUGUCUGCUUAAUCACCAGGAGCCAGUCAUCUCUCAGCUUUGAUUCAGCAUGUUCUCUUGCAUCCUUGUAACAUUUUGUGAAAGAAAAAAGAGCAGCACACUUGUGACACUAUCUUGCUGUCUAGUGAGCACUUGUCAGUCUGCAUGUUGCAUUACUCAGUUCACCAGACUGAGGUGAGCACAACUUUUAUCAGUCAAGUAUAAACAAGAUGGAAAACAGUCUGGCUACUUUCAAAAUGGAUGCAUUUUUUGAGCAUAAGCCAAAGCUUUGAAUCAGCGUUAGUGAGUUUGACAUUACAGACUGCUUAAAAUCUUGUCAGAAAACUUGGCUUUAAGUGAUUUUUUUUUCCUGUGUGGCUUUUGUUAUAGUUUUUACGAAGUUGGAAGUACUUUCGUAAUGUUCUACUGGACAGAAGUUAACUUUGGACAUUUAUAUCAAAUGCCUCUUUAGUGUGAUUUUUAGCAUGGAAGCAAAUCUAAUUAGCUUUUUUUAGUACAGUUUUCCUGUGACGGUUUGCUAGCUUGUUUUAUGUGGAUUUGUGCAUAAAUGUGAAUUUAUUUAAAUGAAGAUAUUAAUGGUCAACUUAGUUUGUGUAAAUUAAGUUAUUGAUAUUCUUAUUAAAUUUCUCUCUUACUCUUUUGUA